Molecule: messenger RNA, 2889 nt
Organism: Monascus purpureus
Lineage: Eukaryota; Fungi; Ascomycota; Eurotiomycetes; Eurotiales; Aspergillaceae
Source: the annotation of a GenBank genome assembly
AUAAAGCCUCGUUCUGGCAGGCCCUCUGGACAUCUGCACAUCUGCGUUUCUAUCUGCUACUGCUUCUGCAGCUGUCAACCCUUCCUUCCUAUUUGGGCCUCUUUACGCUAAGCCUCUUUCUGACAGGCAAGGCCCAGUGAAUGUAGACAAGUGCCCUCCUUCCUGUUUUGUCAGUUUGUCUGCCUCUGGUCUUCUCUUACCCCCCCCAUCCUCCCCUCCCCUCUGUCUGUCUCAAAACGCGUCUCUCUUCCUCCCCCUACCUCCUCAAGAAACUCCUCAAUCCAUCUAUCAACUGAAGAAAGGGUAUCAUUCCUCACUGAAGCUGCCUUCCUCUUAAUAACCUCCCAUCUCUCUUCUUUUCCGUCCUGCUAAAGACUGCAAUCUAAGCUUGUGCACCAGCUUUCUUAGUCACAGUAUACUUUUCUUUUUCAUAUGCGGUUCUGGUUAUCGAUUAUUGUCAACUGAACCAUGUACACCUCUUCAGCGUCCACACCUGUCAACCAGGACGAAAAGGUGCAUGAAUUUGAAGGAUCAUCUGGCACUCAUGCUGAGGAUGUACCAACCCAUACGGAGAAGAUCGACCUUCCCCACCCAACCCGUCAUCCCCACUGGCAAACAGGACCAGAAGGCCUCGUGUCAGAAGAGGAAAAUGCUGAUGACCGAAUUUUGAUCACCGAGGAAGACUGCUACGACGAGCUGGGGUACUCGUUCCCUUCCUGGAAGAAGUGGCUGAUUAUCUCCAUCAUCUUCAUCGUGCAGACAUCUAUGAACUUCAACACCAGUCUGUAUUCGAAUGCCAUUGGCGGUAUCUCAGAAGAAUUCGGGGUCAGUAAGCAGGCUGCGCGAUGUGGCGCCAUGAUUUUCUUAAUUUUGUACGCCUUUGGUUGUGAGCUGUGGGCGCCUUGGAGCGAGGAACUUGGUCGCAAACCAAUUCUUCAGCUCAGUCUGUUUCUAGUCAAUAUCUGGCAACUCCCCGUCGCCCUCGCACCUAACUUCGCGUCUAUCAUGGUUGGUCGUGCCCUGGGAGGUCUGUCCUCUGCUGGUGGCUCCGUCACUCUGGGUAUGAUUGCCGACAUGUGGGAACCCGAGGAUCAGCAAUAUGCCGUGGCCGCCGUCGUCUUCUCAUCUGUGGGUGGCUCUGUCCUCGGUCCUGUUAUCGGUGGCUUUUCUGAGGCUUUCCUGGAUUGGCGCUGGAGUAUCUGGAUUCAACUUAUCUUCGGGGGGUUUGCGCAGGCGGUACACCUCUUGUUCGUCCCCGAGACUAGAACUACAGUUCUGAUGGAUAAAAUUGCCAAGAGAAGACGGAAAUCUGGAGAGAACCCAAAGCUCUACGGACCUAACGAAUUAGUGCCGUUUAGUGAGCGAUUCUCCAUGCGUGAGGUUUUGAUCACCUGGAUUCGUCCCUUCAGGAUGUUCCUGACCGAGCCUAUCGUCAUGACCCUCUCUCUGCUGAGUGGUUUCAGUGAUGCCCUUAUCUUCAUGUUCAUCCAGUCAUUCUCCUUGGUGUAUGGUCAAUGGGGAUUCAGUACCGUUGCUCUGGGUCUAUCGUUCAUUCCUAUCCUUGUCGGUUAUCUCAUUGGCUGGUUCUCGUGGUUCCCCAUCAUUAAACGCAAUGUCGAGGAACGACGCCGAAAGCCGGAUGAUGAGAGAGCCCAGUAUGAGUCCCGUCUUUGGUGGCUCCUGUACACGGCGCCGUGUUUGCCUAUUGGUUUGAUCGGUUUCGCAUGGACUAGCCUGCCCCAAACCCACUGGAUCGGGUCCAUGAUAUUUGCCGCCAUCGUCGGUGUUGCCAACUACGCUAUCUAUAUGGCCACCAUUGACUAUAUGAUCUGUGCCUAUGGUCCUUACUCCGCCUCGGCAACCGGUGGUAACGGGUGGUCCAGAGACUUUCUGGCCGGUGUUCUUACCGUCCCAGCAACACCCUUCUUUGAAAGUGAGUGUGACAUCAAAUUCGUCAAGCAUUUUCCUUUGUGGCGCUGUCAGACGGUACUGACUGUAAACUGUUAGACAUCGGUGGCAAGUAUCACCUUGAAUACGCAUCUACGAUCUUGUGUAAGUCCCACCACUUCCCAGCCCACUCCGGGGUCCAAAACUGACAGCCUUCUGUUCCAUAGUCUGCAUCUCGUUCGUUCUCGUGCUCGCUGUGUAUGUCAUUUACUGGUAUGGACCGGCCCUCCGGAAGAGGUCGCCAUUCGCCCAACAGCUUUCCGAUGCACGGAAGGAAAUAAACGCUCGACCUCAGAUCUCUGCUCUUCAAUCCUCGAGGGUCAGCUCGUACGCAAGAUCGCAGCAGAGCCUUCGUGUCCAUCAGGCCUUUGGAAGCCGCCAAGGUAGCUACAUCGCCUCGCGGGGGAACUCUAGAGUAAACUCUCGAGCCAACUCCCGAGUGAACUCGGCAACUAAUUCCCGGGCGAACUCGCGUCGGAACAGUCUCGAGACUUCCUAACCGGUCUAUAUCAUGACCUGUAUUGCUGCUGAAAGGAUAGCCUAAGCCGAAGGGGAUUUCGUGUACUAAUUAAUCCAGCUGGAAGGAGAGGGAAGGCUGUAUAGGCAGGUAGUUUGGCGGAGACGCCGGCAAUGAAAUUCAGGAGCAGUUCUGCAACAUAGUCAUACAUUGUAGACUAUAAAACAGGCAAUCAUGUCAGUAUGCUUCGAAGCCGUACGAUUACACGUCCUCAGAUAGCUGCACGCUCCGGAUUCAUUGAUUCGAAAUCUUCCUUUGCGAGCUCCUGUUUUGGCGGAGGAAGGGCGCCCCUUAGCAUAGAAAAGAGAUUUGGAAGUUCUUUGUCAAGCUCUUCUGUUGGACACAAAGCCUCCCUUGUUUGGGAGAUACCGCGCCAUGUUCGCCCUGCCCAAAUAUAGACAUUACAUGACCCAGCGGACUCCGGC